Sinocyclocheilus rhinocerous is the source of this 437-nucleotide messenger RNA. It is a transcript of the gene emp1b, whose product is annotated as epithelial membrane protein 1. NCBI's taxonomy places the organism in Eukaryota, Metazoa, Chordata, Actinopteri, Cypriniformes, Cyprinidae. The annotation marks the transcript as partial. The transcript is spliced from 4 exons. The record is from RefSeq and is a predicted model, not a curated record. Gene Ontology annotation, cellular component: membrane.
CACUGAUAGCUCAGUGUAAAGAUCUUCAGUCACACACACAUCAAAUCUGGAAGUGUGAAGCUGCUCUCAUUCAGUGACCGGUCUUCUGUUACUCCGCAGUCAUGUUGGUUUUACUCGCUGCCAUCUUCCUCCUCCACAUCGCCUGCAUCUGUCUGCUGCUGGCCGCCACCAUCCAUAACGCCUGGUGGAUGGCCGACUCCAUGUCCACUGAUAUUUGGGCUCGCUGGACUCUGACUGGAGGAAACUGGAACUACACUGAGAUUCCUGUUCACUAUCCUAAAGAGUAUCUGCAGGCGGUCCAGGCCAGCUCUGUGCUCGCGUGCAUCUUCUGCAUCCUCGGCCUGUUCGUGUUCGUCGCUCAGCUCUACACACUGCCUAAAGGAAAGCGCUUUCUGUUCACCGGAGCCUUCCAGCUGCUGGCCUGUACGAGUAACACA